Messenger RNA from Peromyscus leucopus (white-footed mouse), 3844 nucleotides. It is a transcript of the gene Rcc2, whose product is annotated as regulator of chromosome condensation 2. NCBI's taxonomy places the organism in Eukaryota, Metazoa, Chordata, Mammalia, Rodentia, Cricetidae. The record is from RefSeq and is a predicted model, not a curated record. The transcript has 13 exons. The coding region runs from base 190 to 1752 and encodes 520 amino acids.
UUGCCGCCCGGCCGCACAUGUGUUUCUGUUUUGUGUUGUAGCAUUUGUUCUGGAAGCUCGUAUUUACAUUUUAAGUGUAUCUGGUGAGUGGGCUGGAGCCCUCGUCCCGGCCGGGGAGAGACGAAGCCGUUGACCCGUCUUUCAAUCGCUCCCCUUCCCUUUUCUCAUCACUCCAACCAGCCCGCGACCAUGCCCAGGAAGAAGGGGGCGGCCUGGGAGGAGCCGAGUUCGGGCAACGGCACGGCGCGCGCGGGGCCUCGGAGGCGCGGCGGCCCGGCGGGCAGGAAGCGCGAGCGGCCCGAGCGCUGCAGCAGUAGCAGCGGCGGCGGCAGCAGCGGCGACGAGGACGGCCCGGAGCUGGACGGGGCCCCCGGCGGCGGCAAGCGCGCGGCCAGGCCGGCGGCGGCGGGCAAGGCGGGCGGCGCGGCCGCGGUUAUCACGGAGCCCGAGCACACCAAGGAGCGCGUCAAACUUGAAGGGUCUAAGUGCAAAGGGCAGCUUUUGAUUUUUGGGGCGACCAACUGGGACUUGAUCGGACGGAAGGAAGUCCCUAAACAGCAAGCUGCUUACCGCAACCUCGGUCAGAAUUUGUGGGGGCCCCAUAGGUAUGGGUGCCUGUCGGGAGUCCGGGUGCGGACUGUGGUUUCGGGUUCAUGUGCUGCCCACAGCCUCCUCAUCACCACAGAAGGGAAACUGUGGAGCUGGGGUCGGAAUGAAAAGGGGCAGCUGGGCCAUGGUGAUACCAAGAGGGUUGAAGCCCCCAGACUCAUUGAGGCCCUCAGUCACGAGACUAUCGUGCUGGCAGCAUGUGGGCGUAACCACACCCUGGCGCUGACAGACACUGGCUCUGUGUUCGCCUUUGGAGAGAACAAGAUGGGGCAGCUGGGCCUCGGGAACCAGACAGAUGCCGUCCCAAGCCCUGCUCAGAUCAUGUACAAUGGGCAGCCGAUUACCAAGAUGGCCUGCGGGGCUGAGUUCAGCAUGCUGAUGGACUGCAAAGGCAACCUCUAUUCCUUUGGGUGCCCUGAGUAUGGCCAGCUGGGACACAACUCGGAUGGGAAGUUCAUCGCCCGGGCACAGCGGAUAGAAUAUGACUGUGAGCUGGUACCCCGGCGGGUAGCCAUCUUCAUCGAGAAGACCAAGGAUGGGCAGAUCUUGCCUGUCCCGAAUGUGGUGGUUCGAGAUGUCGCCUGUGGCGCUAACCACACACUGGUCCUGGACUCACAGAAGCGAGUCUUCUCCUGGGGCUUUGGUGGCUAUGGCCGGCUGGGCCAUGCGGAGCAGAAGGAUGAGAUGGUACCCCGCCUAGUGAAGCUGUUUGACUUCCCGGGACGUGGCGCGACCCAGAUCUACGCGGGCUACACCUGCUCCUUUGCUGUCAGUGAAGUGGGUGGCCUGUUUUUCUGGGGGGCCACCAAUACGUCUCGUGAGUCUACCAUGUACCCGAAAGCAGUGCAGGACCUCUGUGGCUGGCGGAUCCGGAGCCUCGCCUGUGGGAAAAGCAGCAUCAUUGUGGCAGCUGAUGAGAGUACCAUCAGCUGGGGUCCGUCGCCAACCUUCGGGGAACUGGGAUAUGGGGACCACAAGCCCAAAUCUUCCACUGCAGCUCAGGAGGUGAAGACCCUGGAUGGCAUCUUCUCAGAACAGGUGGCCAUGGGCUAUUCACACUCCUUGGUGAUAGCCCGGGAUGAGAGUGAAGCCGAGAAAGAGAAGCUCAAACGGCUGCCCGAGUACACCCCACGCACCCUCUGAGGCAGGGUGGCACCCCCCGUGGCAGCUGUCGUUUUCACGUGCACUGGGACCUGAAGUCAGACAAGGAAUUUAGGAAGCAAAAGUUGACCGAAGGUGCACUGGGUCAGCCUCCCUGCGGUUCCAUUUCCAAGGAGUCAACAUUAACUACCUUUUCUGUAUGCUUUCCAAAGUGUUUUCCCUCAUUGUUUGAUUAAAACAUUUGCUCAUAGCCAGCUUGCCUUUCUGCAAGACAGGCAGGAACUCUGAGCAAUUUAGGGUUUUUUUUUUUUUUUUUUUUUUUUCUUUCUUCCAAGUUGUAUUUCUCUUUUCACCCUCCUGAGUAUCCUUGUCCAGCCCUUCCAUUCCAGCCAUAAUUAGCAUUGUGAUCCGAGUGGGUGCCACGUGGGAGAGAAAUAGCCACUUUCCCAGACAGAAACGGCCCUUCCAGGAACCAGCAGCCUCUAGGCCAAGAACUCCCCAGUGGCCGUCUCCACCCAGACUCCCCGCCCGCCUGCCUGCUUUGGGAGACCUGGUCACCUGCUUGCAGGCCCUCCCGCCUGCCCUCACCUCUCCCCAUAGCUGUUGCUGGCCUGCUGUCUGCAAGGCCCACUGCCUUUUGGCUGAAGCAUUUGUGGAACCAGCCAUUUCCCCCCUGGUGGGGGCUCUAGGGUCUGUGUUUAGCUCUCAAGUCCAAAUGAGAAUUGGGGACCAUGGGAUGUGGGGGUGGGCGAGGUGGGGAACCUUUGUGUUGUUGAAGGGCCUGGUUUUACGGCUCCCCGUGGAGCCCAGGCCGAGCUUCCAGUUAGAGACCAGCCAGCAGUCAAGUGUGUUCUCAGUCUCCUGUGACCCACUGUUACCACCUGCGUGCUUGGCCUGUCCGCUCCUGCCGUCCCCUCUGCCUGGGAUGGCCACCCUGUUCUGAGACUUGGUCAUUCCUCUGCUGGUCCCAAUGCUCUUGGGACGCUCGCAUUUGCUUGGCUCUGGUACCAAAUAGUUGGGAUUCCUGCCGAAAUCCCCUGUCCCGCGUGUCAGCGCAGAUGCUGUGACUGCCGCCCACAUCCCCACAAGUGCCCUCUGCCCGAGCCCGUCCUGGUAUUGACUUUGCGGCUGAGUUCCGAGGUGCCUUUCCCGGAUCCCUCCUCACUGGACCCGAGUGGUGGCAGCUCGGGCUGGGGCCCCUGGUUUCCAGAGGGUCUGGGCUGUUUCGGCUGCUUUAACUAGGUUUAGUUCAGUGGUGCUCUGGGGGAGAUGGGGAGAAGGAUUGACGUGUGAGGCUGGGUGGAUGGGAAAGUUAAUUCUGGUCUUCAAAUUUAUGGUUUCGCUUUUGCUAUUGUGACGCUUGUUACUGUCUCUGUGUUAAAAUGCCAAAAAUGGUCUAGUUGAUGCUUUCCUCCUGCCCCAGCACACUCCAGCAGCUCUGGCUUCGCAAGGUGUGUCUGUCUUGGCCUUGCCUUGGCCUGGCGGGAACGGAUCCGAGUUCCCACUGUGUCCCAUCGUGUGUCCGACUAUAGUCAGUCCGGGGACAAGCUUCCACAGUGGCAAUGCUUCUGCAAAACUAACCUGCUUUGUCCAGGUCACCCCAGACACCACCCCUCCUUCCAUGUGCCGCCUGAGCCCUCCCUGGUCUCUGCCUAGUGACGCCCAGUGUCUGCUUCUUCUGUCCUGGAGUUGUGUGGUCACCAAGAGGGCUGAGGACGCCUGAGCUGAGCUGGGCUCAUCUUUCCAGGGAGCAAACUAAACCCAGCAGUCAGUCCCUCUGGAUAGAGCAGGGGGGAGGGGGGAUGGGGGAGUGAGUUAAAAUAGCUUCUAGGGAGAGACCCUUGAGCCCAGCCACAACCCCUUCCUUUAGGCUAAAAUGUCCACUGAGCUUUUCCACUGGGAAACGCCUUUAGAACAGGGGGAUGGUGGAAAGCCCUGGGUGGAAACGGCUCUGGCCGCCCAUGGGCUCCUAAGUCUUCCGGUCAUCAACAAGAAGGUAGCAUGAAGGGAACAAGCGAGGAUGAUGUGAUUCGGUUGAAGGUGCCUGGUUUAGUGCUGUUAAUUGUCUUAUUUUUUUUUAUAUAUAUAUUUCUUGGAGUAAACAUUUUAAAUAAACGGCAUCAUUGUUUACUCU